This is a messenger RNA of Dendroctonus ponderosae (mountain pine beetle), 779 nucleotides long. RefSeq lists its product as uncharacterized. Lineage: Eukaryota; Metazoa; Arthropoda; Insecta; Coleoptera; Curculionidae. Bases 6 to 683 code for a protein of 225 amino acids. The transcript has 4 exons. The record is from RefSeq and is a predicted model, not a curated record.
GCAAAAUGAGUCCAAGUGGCCGAAAACUCGGCAUUUGCUGGUGUUUAGUAGGGAUUUUAGUGACGCUAGUGCAGGGUGCUUUGAUUGAACCCAGCAGGGUGAAACGGGGGAUUUUCGGUACUGUAACCAGUACCGUGUAUCAAAAUGUGGAAGAGAAAAUAUACGUGCCGGCCAGUUGCGUGUAUGUUGCCCCCAACUUGCCCGAGUGUCGGAAUGUUCGGUUUUUGAACGCUCGAUUCGAUCCAACAUCCUUCAAACUAUUCGGGAAUGAGCUUUUCGCAGUUUCCUCCGUCAAAGCGCCGCAGCUAGCGCAACUUACCAAGAGAAUUGACUCGGAAAACAACUCAAUUGAACAAACACCAACUUGGGGAGACUACUUCGGGUUCUACAGGCCUACUGUGACAGUAACUUCAAUUAAAAUCGAUCCCACUACCGUUGUAGACACUCGAGUCAUGGUCACUUACGAUAUCAGAGGUUGCAAACCGCAUUCAUUGCCGUUUGAACUGCCAAAAUGCAUUGAAGACACCGUGGAAGAAAUUAUCGCCACCACACCAGUAGCAACCCAAAUAACAGCAAGCAAGUUGAUCGAAACUGGCCGAAGCUUUGUGGCUAAAGAACUCGAAGGUUCGGAAACGGCCUUCGAGACUCAAGAACCCCAAACAACCACACAAACACUUCAAUAAUCGCACGCAUAUUUAGUGAAAAUAUACCAAAUACAUACUUGCAUGAAAGUGUCUUGGACUAGUGUCCUAACACCCAUUAAAAGACCAUAAAAAGUU